This is a messenger RNA of Plasmodium vivax (malaria parasite P. vivax), 823 nucleotides long. RefSeq lists its product as hypothetical. The coding region runs from base 203 to 598 and encodes 131 amino acids. The transcript is spliced from 6 exons. The record is from RefSeq and is a predicted model, not a curated record. NCBI's taxonomy places the organism in Eukaryota, Apicomplexa, Aconoidasida, Haemosporida, Plasmodiidae.
CGAAAAAUAUUUCAUGUAACUUUCUCAAAUUGAAAGAAGUUCCCCUUUUUGGCGUUAAAUUGUGGACGGCUUGUUUUUGUCAAAUUGGGGUGAAGACUGUAUCUGUACGUUUCACCUUUGGAGUGGUGGUGAGGCACAUUCUCUGUAAUCCUUUUGUCUACAUGCGAAUGCCCCCAUUUGGUGAAGUACCUCCCUGGAAAAUAUGAAUGGCCCGAUUUUGAAAAUCUUCCUUUUCGCGGUGCUUUGCCAAUGCGCUGUGUUGGUCUCAAAGGGGGAGAUGCACCAACCUGGCGACUUGAAUAUAGACCUGUCGUACGAUGACAAAAAGAAAAAAGCGUUCAAGUUGCAGCUAAAGGGGGAGGCGGGAGCUUUGGACACCCCAUUAAUUAUUCUCCAGCCAAGGGAGGAUGUCCCCCCAGGCGAAUUGUAUAACAAAUUUUUGGAAGAAGUGGACGACCCCUCAAACAUAUCUGUGACGGACGUUUUACGCAACUUAGUGGACACCUUCGAACCGAUAGAGCAGAAGAGGUUCCUAGAUAGGUUUUUAGAUGAAGUCGACGCGCAUGUAAAAUUUUAUGAAAGCUUUUCCACCGAGUGAAAUUUGCGGUAGGGUUGGGGGAAGCGACAAAGGGGGGGUUCCUUUUUUUUUUUUUCAUCUUUUUCCCCUUUGCAGAAAAUGUUUGCACAGCAAUGCGGCAGUAAGUGUGAACAUGUGAGGGGGGUGAAUCUCCCACCGUUGUUCCUACCCCUGUCACUUCUGCUACUGUCGCCCCUACCACUGUCGCUAUCAUUGCUCUUCCCCCCGCGCGUACAUAUGUAGGCC